UUGUCAAACAGCUGAGAAUGAUUAAAUGUCAAACUUUAAGAUUUACCAAAAAGUGUCUUAAAAUUAGUGUAAAAAAUAUAAUUGAUAUUUGAAUUAAUUGGUUUGCAAAUAACAGUGAUACUAUGACUAAUUCAAAUAAUACUCGUAAUUUUAAAAUAGUCUUACUUGGGGAGGGCUGUGUUGGUAAAACUUCAUUAGUUUUGAGAUAUGUUGAGGAUAAGUUUAAUGAUAAACAUAUAUCUACAUUACAGGCAUCUUUCUUAAAUAAAAAAAUAAACAUAAAUGGGCAAAGGAUUAAUUUAUCAAUUUGGGAUACUGCGGGUCAGGAGCGAUUUCAUGCAUUAGGUCCUAUUUAUUACCGUUCUUCUAAUGGAGCCAUAUUAGUUUAUGAUAUUACCGAUGAAGAUUCAUUCCAAAAAGUGAAAAAUUGGGUGAAAGAAUUACGAAAAAUGUUGGGGACUGAUAUAUGUUUAGUUAUAGCUGGAAAUAAAAUAGAUUUAGAAAAAGAACGAAAUGUGCCUAUUGAAGAAGCUGAAUCGUAUGCGAGUAAGGUAGGAGCGAUACAUUUUCAAACAUCCGCUAAAAUGAAUCUUGGAAUUGAAGAAAUGUUUAUAAAUCUUGUACAAAGGAUGUUGGAUAAAUCUGAAGAGCAAAAUGCCGCAAAUAAAACAUUAUUAUCAAGACAAAGUUCACAACGAGGGACCGUUUUUGUUGCUGAAAAUGAUGAACAGACCGAAAAUACUGCAAAUGUAUCGAAAUCAUGCUGUUCUAGUGGAUAAUGGACAUUUAAAAAUAAUUUGUUGUUAUUACCUGGAAUUUUGGCCAAAUUUUGUUUAUAUUUUAUUUUGCAAUAAGAAAAAAAUUGCAAAAAUUGGCAUAUAAUAUAGGAUAAUUCAGGAUAAAUUUUUCAUUAGCUUUAAUUAUUUCAAAUAAAUUUUGUUAACAAAUUUUAUUAUAAUAUUCCUCUCUUUUUUUUCCAAUUUCUCAAUUUAUUCUGAAGGAUCCUAUAUAUUUGAACUCUAGAAAAUAUGGCUUAAAAAAAUUAUAACA
Molecule: messenger RNA, 1050 nt
Organism: Chrysoperla carnea
Lineage: Eukaryota; Metazoa; Arthropoda; Insecta; Neuroptera; Chrysopidae
Gene: Rab21
Product: ras-related protein Rab-21
Exons: 3
Coding region: 123-779 (218 amino acids)
Biological process (GO): Rab protein signal transduction
Molecular function (GO): GTP binding; GTPase activity
Source: RefSeq, a predicted model, not a curated record